Molecule: messenger RNA, 1557 nt
Organism: Hemisphaericaspora subhashii
Lineage: Eukaryota; Fungi; Ascomycota; Pichiomycetes; Serinales; Debaryomycetaceae
Product: tetrahydrofolate synthase
Exons: 1
Coding region: 1-1557 (518 amino acids)
Biological process (GO): tetrahydrofolylpolyglutamate biosynthetic process
Cellular component (GO): cytoplasm; cytosol; mitochondrion
Molecular function (GO): ATP binding; tetrahydrofolylpolyglutamate synthase activity
Source: RefSeq, a predicted model, not a curated record
AUGAGUGAAACACCAAGUGAUCCAACAUCUGAAAUGAGAAGUUUAAGAACUUAUAAGGAUGCAAUUAAUGCCUUAAAUUCUCUUCAAUCCAAUUUUGCUUCAAUUGAAGCCAUGAAAAAGUUAGGUCCAAGUGUAAAUAGAAAUGAACUCUCAAUUGGAGAAGUAUACGAAUAUACAAGAAGAAUUGGAUAUAAACCUUCCGAUUUUAAUAAAUUGAAUAUUAUUCAUGUAACUGGUACCAAAGGAAAGGGAUCAACUUGUGCGUUUACUGAAUCUAUUUUAAAUCAAUAUCGUCCUCAACAUAUUUCCAAAAUUGGUUUAUAUACUUCACCUCAUUUGAAAUCAGUUCGAGAAAGAAUUAGAAUUAAUGGACAACCAAUUAAUGAAGAUAAAUUCACAAAAUACUUUUUUGAAGUAUGGGAUAGAUUAUCAACAACUACUUCUGAUCCAAAUAAAUGGCCAAGUUUGCAACCUUGUGAUCAAGUGAAACCUAUGUAUUUCAAAUACUUAACCGUGUUGUCAUUUCAUGUAUUUAUGCAAGAAGGUAUAGAUACCGCUAUUUACGAAGUCGGUGUAGGUGGGACUUAUGAUACUACAAAUAUUAUUGAUAAACCAACCGUUACUGGAAUCUCGGCCUUAGGAAUUGAUCACACGUUUAUGUUGGGAAAUACAAUUGAAAGCAUUACUGAAAAUAAAACUGGUAUCUUUAAAAAAGAUACCCCGGCAUUUGUUUCUGAGCAAGUUGAAUAUCCCCAAACUCAUGAAUUGAUCGAGAAGAGAGCAAAAGAAUUGCAGGCUUCAUCGUUACAAUUCGUAGAGUCCGACUUACCAAAAGACGUCAAGUUGGGAUUAUUGGGAGACUUCCAAGGUGCCAAUGCCGCAUUGGCAGUGAGAUUAGCCACUACCCAUUUGAAAUCAAUAGGUAUAACAGAAGAUUUACCGGAAUUUAACCCCGAGGGAUCAAUCAAGAAAUUAUCUGACAAGUUUAUCACUGGUCUCGGGAAUGUAGAUUGGCCAGGGAGAUGUCAAAUCAUCAAGAACAAGCCUGGAUACGAAGGAAUAACUUGGUAUAUUGACGGUGCUCAUACUAUGGAAUCAAUAACUGCCGCAACUACUUGGUUUAAACAAGAGCAAUCCAAAUCAGAAACUAAGAACAAGAGAAAGGUGCUAUUAUUUAACCAACAAGGACGAGAAAACUAUCGUGAAUUACUUCAACAGCUUUAUCAAGUUUUACAUAAUUCUGAACCCAAGAUUGAAUUUUCAGAUGUGAUUUUCACUCCAAAUAUAACUUGGUCUUCAGGUCAGUAUAGUGCUGAAUUGCUUUCAAAGAAUACCUCUGAAGAUACAGUUAAGAAACUUGAGAUUCAACAUGAUUUCAGCAAAACUUGGAAAGAAUUGGAUGGGAAUCGGGCAACUAGACAUGUACUUCCGGAUAUUGAAACUUGUCUUAAUUACUUGAAAUCAGAAGCACAGAAAGAGGAAUUAGAAGUGUUUGUAUGUGGAUCAUUACAUUUAGUAGGAGGAUUUUUAGUUGUUCUUGACAACGAGAGAGAAUAG